Molecule: messenger RNA, 323 nt
Organism: Racocetra persica
Lineage: Eukaryota; Fungi; Glomeromycota; Glomeromycetes; Diversisporales; Gigasporaceae
Source: the annotation of a GenBank genome assembly
AUGAUUAUACCUGAACAUAUAAAAAACCUUGAUCAUCAAACUCAACCGCAACAAUCAUGUCAACUUUGUUUAAAAUUUCUCCAAUAUUUUAUCGAUCACGUCCGAGACCGAGACAUCCGAGAUGAAGUUCAGAAUGAAAAAAAUUAUUUACAAUGUUCUGAAUGUAACUACAAAGUAUUUAAUGAUGCAUUCGCAAUGCAUCAGCACAAACGCGAUAAACAUGGUAUAGCCGUAUGUAAAGUAUGUGGAAAAGAAACCGGAGGUUUUAAGAAGUUUUUAUGUGAAGACCACGAUACCGACCAAGAAAAAAAAGGAAGAAGAAA